GGAAGGUGCGUCACAGCUUGGUGUGGGAGUUGAAGAUCGAGAGGCUGGUGUUUUCACUUUAAUUUUUUAAUCAGUUAAAAAUAAUUAUUCGGUUCAUAUUUAUCGCGGAUCACUGGGCCAUUCCUAUCCGUGUUUGGAGAGCUGAUUUUGGGGACGCCCUGUGGUUCCUACCUGCAUAAGACGACUGCGUAAAACUACCGUUGGUUGUGUAGAGAUGAGCGUGGAGGCGUACGGGCCAAGCUCACAGACUCUCACCUUCCUAGACACCGAGGAAGCGGAGCUGCUCGGAGCCGAUACCCAGGGCUCGGAGUACGAGUUCACCGACUUUACUCUGCCCAGCCAGACCCAAACGCAGGGCCAUACGCAGAGUCAGUUGGACAACCAGGUGAUCGUCUCCGACGGGCUCCUACAGAAUGGCGGUCUUGACGAGGCGGUCUCGAAGAGCAGUCAGCUUCUGGCCGAGUUGAACUUCGAGGAAGAUGAGGAGGACACGUAUUACACCAAGGCUCUGCCCGUGCACGCCUGCAGCUACUGUGGGAUCCAGGACCCUGCUUGCGUGGUGUACUGUAACACCAGUAAGAAAUGGUUCUGUAAUGGCCGUGGAAACACCUCUGGCAGCCACAUAGUGAACCACCUGGUCCGGGCCAAGUGUAAGGAGGUGGCCCUGCACAAGGACGGGCCCCUGGGCGAGACGGUCCUGGAGUGCUACAACUGCGGCUGCCGCAACGCCUUCCUGCUGGGCUUCAUCCCGGCCAAGGCCGACUCGGUGGUGGUGCUGCUGUGCAGGCAGCCGUGUGCCAGUCAGAGCAGUCUGAAGGACAUCAACUGGGACAGCUCCCAGUGGCAGCCCCUGAUCCAGGACCGCUGCUUCCUCUCCUGGCUGGUGAAGAUCCCGUCGGAGCAGGAGCAGCUCCGUGCCCGGCAGAUCACCGCCCAGCAGAUCAACAAGCUGGAGGAGCUCUGGAAGGAGAACCCGGGCGCGACGCUGGAGGACCUGGAGAAGCCGGGCGUGGACGAGGAGCCCCAGCGGGUUCUGCUGCGUUACGAGGACGCGUACCAGUACCAGAACAUCUUCGGCCCGCUCGUCAAGCUGGAGGCCGACUACGACAAGAAGCUCAAAGAGUCCCAGACCCAGGACAAUAUCACAGUCCGCUGGGACCUGGGCCUGAAUAAGAAGCGCAUCGCUUAUUUCUCACUGCCCAAGACGGACUCAGGUGACAUGCGGCUGAUGCAGGGCGAUGAGAUCUGCCUGAGGUAUAAAGGAGACCUGGCUCCUCUGUGGAAGGGCAUCGGCCACGUCAUCAAAGUGCCUGACAACUACGGCGAUGAGAUUGCCAUAGAGCUGCGCAGCAGUGUGGGCGCUCCAGUGGAGGUGCCGCACAGCUUCCAGGUGGAUUUCGUGUGGAAGUCCACCUCCUUUGACAGGAUGCAGAGUGCGCUGAAGACCUUUGCAGUGGAUGAGACCUCGGUCUCUGGGUACAUCUACCACAAGCUGCUGGGGCACGAGGUGGAGGACGUGGUCAUCAAGUGCCAACUGCCCAAACGCUUCACCGCCCAGGGCCUGCCAGACCUCAACCACUCCCAGGUUUACGCUGUGAAGACGGUGCUUCAGAGACCCCUCAGUCUCAUCCAGGGACCCCCAGGAACAGGGAAGACCGUCACCUCGGCAACCAUCGUUUACCACCUGGCCCGCCAGGGAAACGGGCCUGUGCUGGUGUGCGCUCCCAGCAACAUCGCGGUGGACCAGCUGACGGAGAAGAUCCACCAGACGGGGCUGAAGGUGGUGCGGCUCUGCGCUAAGAGCCGGGAGGCCAUCGACUCGCCCGUGUCCUUCCUGGCGCUGCACAACCAGAUCCGCAACAUGGACAGCAUGCCUGAGCUGCAGAAGCUGCAGCAGCUGAAGGACGAGACGGGCGAGCUGUCCUCCGCUGACGAGAAGCGCUAUCGAGCGCUGAAGCGUACGGCCGAGAGGGAGCUGCUCAUGAACGCGGACGUGAUCUGCGGGACGUGUGUGGGGGCGGGGGACCCCCGCCUGGCGAAGAUGCAGUUCCGCUCCAUCCUGAUCGACGAGAGCACCCAGGCCACGGAGCCGGAGUGCAUGGUGCCCGUCAUCCUGGGAGCCAAACAGCUCAUCCUGGUGGGGGAUCACUGCCAGCUGGGCCCGGUGGUGAUGUGUAAGAAGGCGGCCAAGGCGGGGCUGUCCCAGUCCCUGUUCGAGCGGCUGGUGGUUCUGGGCAUCCGGCCCAUCCGCCUGCAGGUCCAGUACCGCAUGCACCCGGCGCUCAGCGCCUUCCCCUCCAACAUCUUCUACGAGGGCUCUCUGCAGAACGGGGUGACCGCCGCGGACCGCAUCAGGAAGGGCUUUGACUUCCAGUGGCCGCAGCCGGACAAGCCCAUGUUCUUCUACGUGACGCAGGGCCAGGAGGAGAUCGCCAGCUCAGGGACGUCCUACCUGAACAGGACCGAGGCGGCGAACGUGGAGAAGAUCACCACCCGGCUGCUGAAGGCCGGGGCCAAGCCGGACCAGAUCGGCGUCAUCACGCCGUACGAGGGCCAGCGCUCCUACCUGGUGCAGUACAUGCAGUUCAGCGGCUCCCUGCACACCAAGCUGUACCAGGAAGUGGAGAUCGCCAGUGUGGAUGCUUUCCAGGGCCGAGAGAAGGAUUUCAUCAUCCUGUCCUGCGUCCGAGCCAACGAGCACCAGGGCAUCGGAUUCCUGAACGACCCCCGACGCCUGAACGUGGCCCUCACCAGGGCCCGGUACGGGGUGAUCAUCGUGGGGAACCCCAAGGCCCUGUCCAAGCAGCCGCUGUGGAACCACCUGCUGAACUACUACAAGGAGCAGAAGGUCCUGGUGGAGGGACCCCUCAACAACCUGCGCGAGAGCCUCAUGCAGUUCAGCAAGCCCCGCAAGCUGGUCAACACCAUCAACCCCGGUGCGCGCUUCAUGAGCACUGCCAUGUAUGAUGCCAGAGAGGCCCUGAUCCCCGGCUCUGUGUACGACCGCAGCACCACGGUGCGCCCGGCGAACAUGUACUUCCAGACGCACGACCAGAUCGGCAUGAUCGGGGCGGGGCCCAACCCCCUGGCGGCCCUGAACAUCCCCAUCCCCUUCAACCUGGUGAUGCCCCCCCUGCCCCCGCCCGGGUACCUGGGCCAGAGCAACGGCCCUGUCGCAGGGCGCGGCGCUAUGAAGGGGAAGAUGGGCCGCGGCGGGCGGCAGAGGGGCCGCGGGUUGGGUCACCACGGCGACGGGCAGGGCGCCGUGCCCAGCAGCCAGGCCAGCCAGGACAUGCAGUCCGGCCCCCUGACCCAGGGCUUCAUCUCCAUCAGCCAGCCGUCCCAGAUGAGCCAGCCGGGCCUCUCCCAGCCAGAGCUGUCCCAGGACAGCUAUCUGGGCGACGAGUUCAAGUCCCAGAUGGACGUGGCUUUGUCCCAGGACUCCACGUACCAGGGCGAGCGUGCGUACCAACACGGAGUGACGGGACUGUCGCAGUACUAGAGCGCUGGGGGUGCGAGGCGCUGAAGCUGAGCUUUAGUUGGUCAGCUUUUUAAUCUGGGUACUAUUAAAGAAAAAAACAGUUUUCCACUGCUACAACUGAAGCACCAGGUGUGAGGCGCUGGAGGAGGAGAGCCCCACCCUGUCGUACGGAGAGAGGGAGAGGGGAGAGAGGGAGAAGAGGAAGAGUCCCUGCUGGCACGCAGAGACGGGCGGGCGUGUGUGUGCACGCGCGGCGUGUGUGUGCGCAGUGUGGAGACUGGCAGAGGCAGAGGAGGCCUUGUCGGGUCUCUCCAAAACACGAGGAGCAAAAAAAAUAAAAAAUAAAAAAAAGGAACAAAAAAAAAAACACCGCGCCCCCUCAACCCCCCCGCAACCGAACCCUCCUGAACCAAUAUGGCCCCAUCGACUCGGUGGAGAGAGAGACGGAGACGGAGACGGAGACGGAGAGGGAGAGGGAGAGGGAGAGAGAGAGAGAGAGAGAGAGAGAGAGAGAGAGAGAGAGAGAGAGAGAGAGAGAGAGGGAGAGGGAGGGAGGGAGGUGAAGGAAGAGGAGGCUGUUCUCAAUCGCACACAAGCUCGUUCUGUCGUCCGUGGAGAGAUGGAGAUGGAGAUGGAGAGGGGAAAAAUUGCUUUCAGUGGUUGAUGAAAGAAACUUUUAACCUCAAAGUUGAUCAGUUCCGACAUGGUGCAUCCUGGGAUUGGGGAUCAGAUUGACGCAGGACGCGUGGAGGACCAGCAGCCGCACUGGGAGUGGAAGCCGCCCACGUCAACUUUGAGCUGCGAAGUUUCCUGCACGAGGACGCUGUGGUGCUCAGCUCCUCCCACUGCUCAGCUCCCUGGCUGUAGGAUCGCGCCGCCAUGUUUGACCAGAUGGACCUGCUGCAGUUGAGACUUUCUCUUCUGAAUGAUCAGUCUUCUUGUAGAUUAUAAAAAGAAAGAGAGGUGAUGUCUUUGGAGGGCGAACCUCAGACAGCCAGAACUAGAGAGUAUUCUGCUAUCGCGAAUUUGACGACUUUAUCCAAUUUUCUUAUUUUUUAUUCUUACAAUAUUAUCAUUGUUAUUAUUGUAAUAGAGGGGGGGAAGCAGUCUGAAUACAGGCAAGGGAGUAUAUGUGUGUGCUGUUGAUACAUGUGUGUAUUGCCAUCGAGUUUAUAACAUCCAGCAAUUAGACGGGUUUAUUCAUUGGAACCGGGAAGAUAAUUCUAAUUACGGGAAGGUGGCCGUUCAAUGAGCUCCUGAAUUAAGUAUUGUACGGUUUUUUUUGUUUUGUUUUGGGUUUUUUUGGUUGGUUGGUCGGUCCUUCGUGCUCUGAAUGCGCCGUUAAAGCCUGACCCAGACCGCCCUGCAGGCGAACGCCCCCUAGUGGAUCUUUCCGGUAUGUGACUCCACAUCGAAUGGAAGGAAUAGAGUUACUGACCUGAGCACGUUUUGGUAAUGACUUCUAUUCACCGUUGGGCGUAUGACGCCAUUUUGAUAUUAAGUGCGCCCUACAUACACAAAUGUGGAACAUCACUGAAAUCUACACCGACUGCCUACUCUGGGAGACUGCAGCAUUGGGGGUUUAAGAAUUAAAGGAAGAACAAACUUUGUUCUAUUCUUUUGCCUUUGUGUUUGUAUUGUAUUCUAAGAGGGGUACCCCAUGAGCUAAACGGUGAUUAGAAUUAGAAUCAUUCAGUGCCUAUAACUUGUCAAGACUGUUACUUGUGAUAAGACCUCGUCCCUCUGCAGGUUUAUUUGCGUAGGGUACCGGCAAGUAAACGAGCCAACGACCCCCCUGCAGCAGAGCUCCGUGUGUUCGGCGUGUUUUUAAAACGAUCUAUUUGUCAUUUUAAAUGAGCAACGGUGGAUCACCGAUCAAACUGGGAGGUUUUCCACGUCUUUUUUUCUGUCUUUCCCGGCGGGUGGAGAGAUCGCAGACGGCCUUCCACGUGGAUUUGUCAGGAGGAAGUGACACAGACUGGAGUGGGGUCCUGUUUGCUUUUCGGCUUUUAAAAUAUAUAGAUCUUUCCUUGGUUGUUAUUUCAGUUCUGUACACGUCUAAAGCAGAUUUGCGUGUCCUGUUCGGGCCUUGUGCUGUAGGUGGGUCUUUUGUUUGUCCAUCACGCGUUCGUUACUCCUGACCCCUGACCCCUGACCCCUGACCACCCGGGUUUCACUCCCCAUUCGAGCGCUUCUGUACAGGCCGAUGGAGCCUGGCGCCCAGGAGGUGGGAUGAUUUGGUUUUGAAAAGCCAAGACUCGAUGGACGUGUGAGAAUGUUGCAAAAAUAUUUUCCUAUAACCCAGCAAUAGGCAUACGACUCAACCGCUUCCUUAACGCUGAACCUGGCCACUGUGUGAACGUGCUUGGGGUAUCUCCUCUGCUUUCGUAACUCACGCUGUGGCCAAACGAUUGGCUUUUUGUUUUGCACUGUGCUGGUGAACGCGUUUGACGGUGGCAGAAUUGAUUAUUUGUCUCGCGGCCGCUCUUCCUGUCCAAUUCAUGGCUCUUGCCAUCAGCUGCGUCGCUGGCAGAUUGGGAGUGCGCCCGGUCAUUUUUCCUCUGCUUGCUUUGCACCUUGCCCUUCCCUUGAACAAGAAAGAUAAUUCCCUGAUGUGUUUUGGAGAAAUGGCGUUGGCGGCUCGGAGAGACGCGUGCCGUGUUCGGAUCCGGCAUACUACUCGUACUAAAUGUCAGACUGAUUUUCAUUGAAAUGUACGAGUAGUGUGCGGCGUGUAUGUCUGCGCGCUCUGGGGACAUGAGGCCCCUCCCACUCGUAACGGCCUAACCGAAUGAAACUCGUCUCGUGUGUUGGGGCUCCGGUCCCCACGGUGUAGACCUCGCAGGUACUCCGGGUGAACCCCCACUCCCCUCGUUGUACAUUCAGUACAUUUCUACACCGUAUGUAUAAUCCAUGUUCCCUGUCUGGCCUCCCUGCUGGGCAGUCUGGUGUGUUUUUGUUGUUCUCCUUGCUGUGGAAGAUUUAUUCCUUUUGGAUUUUAUAGUUUUCUUUUAGUUUAGUUUUCUUUUCUUUUUUUUUUCUUUUUAACACAAUGUAACCCUCUUCUCAUUCCUGUAAAAAUGAAACCAGACAAAUAAAGAUUGCUUCUUUAUGUCUAUUGUAAGUGAGCUUAUUAAAAUGUUAAAUCUUG
Messenger RNA from Conger conger (European conger), 6632 nucleotides. Its product is annotated as regulator of nonsense transcripts 1-like. The record is from RefSeq and is a predicted model, not a curated record. Gene Ontology annotation, cellular component: cytoplasm. Gene Ontology annotation, molecular function: zinc ion binding; ATP binding; RNA binding. Gene Ontology annotation, biological process: nuclear-transcribed mRNA catabolic process, nonsense-mediated decay. Lineage: Eukaryota; Metazoa; Chordata; Actinopteri; Anguilliformes; Congridae.